AUGCUUCUUUAUCGUUCUCCUGCUUCCAUGCUCCAUUCCUAUAAACUACUUGCUCCACCACUACCAUCACCACUUAAAAGCCUCUCCCAUUUAAAGCACUCCUAUUCAUUUCUCUCUUCUCCGCUUCAAAUCCGCCUGUUUUUCCUCAAUCCAAGUACAAUUCGAGGAUUCGCCACUGCUGCCGUCGACGAGACUAAGACAACCGACACCUUCUUCGCCGACCACGCGGUAUCAUGGUCUUCUCUUGGUUUGUCUCAUCAGCUCCCUCGAGCUCUCUCUGAGUUUGGCCUUUCAAGACCCUCUCUUGUCCAGGCUGCGGCUAUACCAUCAAUACUUUCAGGAAAGGAUGUGGUGAUUGCAGCGGAGACUGGUAGUGGUAAAACACAUUCCUACUUAGUUCCUCUGAUUAACAACAGGCUAUCUGCUUCUACUUCUACUUCUGAACCAGGAUUGGCUCCCACCCAAUCUGGGAUUUCUCUAGUUCUUUGCCCCAAUGUGUUGCUAUGUGACCAAGUUGUGAAAAUGGCUAGUGGUCUUUGUGAUGAUAAUGGCCACCCACUUCUUACUGUUGCAGCUGUCUGUGGCCGACAGGGUUGGCCGGUUAAUCAACCAGAUAUUAUCGUAUCAACACCAGCUGCUCUUCUGAAUAAUAUUGAUCUGAAAAAACAAAGCAGGUCCAGUUUCAUUAGUUGUGUAAAAUACGUGGUGUUUGAUGAAGCAGACAUGCUUCUGUGUGGGGGAUUUCAGAAUCAAGUUAUCCGUCUCAUAAACAUGCUUCGUUUUGACGAGAAGCAGCUCUCUCGAGCAAAUAAAUCUGCAGUCCAGGUUCCUCAGGAAGCGGGUUCUGGUUCUUUAGGACGCUUCAGCUCAGAGGAUGAAGAAGACCUACAAAAUGAACCAACAGCAGAACAGGAUGAGGAUUUUGGUAGUGACUUGGAAGUUGAGGACUUAAAAGAGGAAACUGAGGCUGGGUCCAUUGACAGAAAAGACUGGAGGAGGUCCAGUUCCAUGGUCAUUGGUCUGAUGCUCCUUGUCCAUGUUGGAAAUAUGCACCCAUGGUUGGGUAGGUUUGGUUGUUCUUUUGGAGUUAAUCUCAAUGAACGUUGGCUUGUCACUUCCUUCAUAGGCCUUACUGCAUCUUCUGUAACUGGAUAUGCACAAACUUAUUGUGAUCCUCCCACUUCUUGGCCAAAGUUUUGGUUAUUAAGUUAUAGCAGCACUGAGCAACAUCCAACAGCUCAGUCUUUCUGGUUUGCAGUAAAGUGCCUUAAAUUGGAGCAAAAGUGGGUUGAAGUUUCGGUUGAUACCCAGGUGGAUGCACUCAUCGAGGCUUUGAACCAAGGACUUAGAUCGGAUGUGUUAGAUUAUGGGGUUGGAGUGAGUCGAACCAUGGUUUUCGCGAACACUGUUGAGGCUGUUGAAGCAGUGUGUAAGAUCUUGAGCAGAGCGGGAAUUGGGUGUUUCUGUUACCAUAAGGACUGCUCUUUGGAGGAACGUGCAAAGACAUUGGCUGAUUUUCGAGAAAAAGGUGGAAUUUUUGUGUGCACUGAUGCUGCUGCCCGUGGAGUUGACAUUCCAAAUGUCUCACAUGUUAUUCAGCUAACUCUGGCUACAAUUGGUACAUUUCAGGCAGACUUUGCCACCUCUGCUGUAGAUUUCUUGCACAGAGUUGGCCGCACAGCUCGAGCUGGUCAACAUGGACUUGUCACUAGCCUCUAUACUGAAUCCAACAAGGAUCUUGUUGAUGCCAUUCGUCAAGCAGAGAAACUUGGUCGGCCUGUGGUAAUUGUCGAAUCUUGCACUUCUGGUUCCAGUAGUUUACCAACUUAA
Dovyalis caffra is the source of this 1830-nucleotide messenger RNA. NCBI's taxonomy places the organism in Eukaryota, Viridiplantae, Streptophyta, Magnoliopsida, Malpighiales, Salicaceae. The record is from the annotation of a GenBank genome assembly.